Messenger RNA from Oppiella nova, 1461 nucleotides. The record is from the annotation of a GenBank genome assembly. NCBI's taxonomy places the organism in Eukaryota, Metazoa, Arthropoda, Arachnida, Sarcoptiformes, Oppiidae.
AUGUACAUGAUAUUUAAAGCUAUACCAUACGCUACUCCACCUGUAGGUGCUCUCAGAUUUAGAAGAACCCUACCCAUCGACUACACACAACACCGGGUCAUAAAUGGGACCCAAUUUGCGAGUAAAUGCCCUCAAGUGCCCACUAUAUUGAACCCCAAUGAGGAUUGUCUAUACCUUAACAUAUGGACCCCGACACUGUCCACCUCAGCCAACCUACCAGUGAUGCUCUACAUUCACGGAGGGUUUCUCACAUACCUGUCCUCUAAUGACUACGAGAGCCCCCAACUGGCCGCUCACGACGUGAUUGUCGUUACGAUUAAUUACAGGUUAGGAGUGUUUGGGUUUCUCUGUACUGAUAGACAGGAUGUAUCCGGAAAUGUGGGGCUCUGGGAUCAGGUGCUGGCCAUGGAGUGGGUUAAGAAAUAUAUUCAUAUAUUUGGUGGUAAUCCCAAUGAUCUGACAGUUUUUGGUCAAAGUGGUGGCAGUGAGUCCAUAAGCGCUCAUAUAUUAUCUAAUGUUUCCAAUGGAUACUUCAGUAAAGCUAUAUUGGAGUCAGCAUCAUGCCUUUCCAACGUGCAAAUGAGAUCCCGUUCCUACGCCACACGUGUUGCCCAUAGGUUUGCCUCAUUCAUGAACUGCGACCCAACCCACGACUACAUCCAAUGCCUGCAAAACAAAUCGGUUGCUGAGUUAAUCAUAGGCCAGAGCGCCGGUAUCCUGUGGAACGUCAACACACCGGAUGCCGCCCCACAAGCCCUGACCGCCUUUUUCCCAUUUUAUCUGUGCUUUGGUAAUGAAAUUAUACCCAAAAAUCCCAAUCAAUUACUACAAACGGGAAACUUUCGCCAAGACUUACGGGUGCUGUUGGGCCACCAGACUAUUGAGGGGGCGUUCCUGGGUAUGGUCAUCGACAUAGUGUACGCGCUGUUUGGGAGGUAUAACCCGUCCGUCCCCUUCGUAUACGUUGAGAGACAACAAGUGUUUAAUAAUAUACAGAAUAUUCUGACAAAUAAGACAUUUAAUAGUAUUGCCGCUCAAGAAUACACACAAACCUUUGCACCGGUAUAUAACGCGAGGGAUACGAGUCGACUACGGGGGGCUGGUAUGCACGCGAUUGGGGAUUACGGGUUGACCUGUGGAGUGGUAUUAUUCGGGUACUAUUUGGCCAAGUAUUCAAAUUUUAACGUAACUGUGCACCAAUAUUAUCUGUCGUACGCUAACAGCCAGUCCCCCUGUUAUGGGAGUGUGUGGUGUAACGGCCCCACGCACUGGGAUGAGAUACCACUGGUGUUUGGGUUUCCGUAUUUUCAAUCAGGGUACAAUAGUGAUGAUAGAUAUUUGAGUGCUAUUAUGAUGGAUAUAUGGACUACUUUUGCUAAAACUGGUACUGUUCCCACAAUUAAUAAUAACCAGUGGUCACCCUACACACCAUUAAUGGUCGGUGAUAUCCAAGUAGAUUAG